Molecule: messenger RNA, 1043 nt
Organism: Verticillium dahliae VdLs.17
Lineage: Eukaryota; Fungi; Ascomycota; Sordariomycetes; Glomerellales; Plectosphaerellaceae
Exons: 3
Coding region: 1-723 (240 amino acids)
Source: RefSeq, a predicted model, not a curated record
AUGUCACAAGCAGAGCCCUCGCUUGCAGGCGCGGAGCGCAUCAGGGCCAUCGAUGACGCAGACGGAAUGUUCAAGGCGUUCGACACAUAUCCUUGGACCAAAGACAAGAACUUCCUGUCCGGCCUCUCGGCCAUCCUGGGCGACCCAAACACGUCGAACCCCCGCGGCGAGCCCGCAGAGCUGGCCCUCCACGCCCGCAUCUUUUACUACGCCCAGCGCGUCGGCGUGCGCAUAGACUUUGCCCAGUACAAGACCUGGCUCGCAGAUCACCCCGAGCACGCGCCGCCCGACGUCUUACCGGAGGACUAUGCCCGCCAGACAGCCGCCGCAUCUCACGCUCCUGCAGACGCCGCAGGAGGAGACGCGCCGGCAGCGCCAGCAGCGGAACCGUCCGGCGUGCCGGCAUGGCAGUCCUCCGCCCCCAAAGCAGACCUCUAUGUCGACAAGUCCCAGCCCGCUGCCGCUCCGGCUGCGCAACCGGGAAGCGCCGACCAGCCCGCCUAUCCCAUGGGCUUCGCCGAGAUGCUGCAAAGGAUACAGCAGGGCCUUCCCAUUCCCGGGAUCGUUGAGAUCCCGGACACCGUUGUCAGAGAUCCCACCGUGAAGCCUUUCGGCGCGAGAGCAGCGCCGAAGAAGCCAUGGGAGAAGAACCUUGACCCUGCGCCGGCCGCAGAGGAAGCACCGACAGUAGUUGAUGCCAGCUUCCCACCGCUUGAUGCCUGAAAGGCACGUCAAGACGAUGGCGAGCAGAGUUGGCGGGAUACCACAUUCUCAAUGUGCAUUCUUAUCAUGAGCCAAGAAUCUUUAUGGAUAGUCGGUCAGCUUAUUUCCAUGCGAAUUGACAAAGAAUAAGAGUCACAAUUGGAAGCACCAUAACAGUCGAAACACAUGGCGACACCACGCAAGGACACGAUACAAGCAGGCUAGGCUAUCAAGUUUUAAUUACAGGCUACCGAAAAUAUGCCCUCAGCAGCUGAGGUUACGGACCAGGUGUGCCUGAUAGCUGGAAAUAUUCGUACAUGAUAAUUGUUUCCAUUCUCGCG